Neoarthrinium moseri is the source of this 750-nucleotide messenger RNA. RefSeq lists its product as uncharacterized. The record is from RefSeq and is a predicted model, not a curated record. NCBI's taxonomy places the organism in Eukaryota, Fungi, Ascomycota, Sordariomycetes, Amphisphaeriales, Apiosporaceae. Bases 1 to 750 code for a protein of 249 amino acids. The transcript has a single exon.
AUGGCGCUUCCCAAUCUCGUUCUGGUUCUCUUGUUACCCUUCGCGGUGCUUGCGGCCCUUCCUUUUGCCAUAUUUGCUGCUUUUACCUCGAUACUCGCCUUCUUCGUCUUGUGGCUGCAGUUGAUAUGGGCCAACUUCGCAGUGCUCCUGGAAACAUUGCGCUACGUUUUCUUGGGCCAUGGCCGGCCACGACACUUUGUACCAUCGCCUUCGGAAAGUCGACGGUCUAGUAGACCGACUUCACCAACCAUGUCACCUCCGCUAUCCCCGGAAGCCUUGUCACCGAAAAGCUACAGGCUGCGGAGGCGUACUGCAAGCAUUGGAAGCAACGGAGCAAUAGCCAGCGGGCAUUACGGCGGGCAACUGUUGACGACAAGCAGUGCCCUGGACAGGGACUAUGAGGGUCUCGGGGGCUGGAGAUUACAGGACGGCAGGAACGCGGCCGACGAGAAGGCCUGGGAGAGUCUGAAUUCCCGCUUUGAGGUGCCCGACCAUCACCGCCAUCACUACCGCUCGCAAACACAUUCCGGCGCGCCAGCCGGAGCUUGCCGUGUUGGAUCUAGCAACGCGUCCGGCGCGAGGUCCAAUCCCCAUAGCCCCGAGAGAGUCACACUGGCAAUAGGGUCGAAUUCACAUAGCCCCAGAAGUAGGACGCCCUCGCGUGCCAAAGUCGAGCCUUUCACCAACGUGGACCAAGGGUCUUAUUUUCCCCCAUUCACCUCCACGCAGCCUAGAAAGAUCGCCACAUAG